GGCCUCAGCCUGACUCUACGUAAACGACCCUCCCAAGAGUUGAGGGUAACCCAGGCAGAUGCGCUAUUCGGGCCGUCCACAGUCCGCUGCUUGUGAAGAGGUAUAUAGUGACAGCCCUAAGGAGCUGUGGCGGUCCCCUAGCUCUUGACUUAGGUUGUUGCCACUUGCUGCCAACUAGGUGUGGGCAAGUCUCAAAGAAACGGAAAGGGCGCUGCAAUGGACCGAGCCUCGGCAAGGGCCCUGCUGGAUGAAAACCUGCAGUCCCCUGAACUCUGCAGCAAAGACUCAGUGCGCAGACUUGUUGAACGCACCUUUCAGCGAGCGGAUGUAGAUGUGUCAGCCAGAGGUCCGCUGUCUGAGCAGGACAUGUUAGCAGACUCUGCAGAUUGCGACAACCGGUCUGCAGAGGUUUGGGGUCUCUUGGACACGCUGAGGGGUGCGGGGGAAACGGUCGUUGUGGCACACGAUGGCCUCCAUGACGGCGGCAAAUCUGUGACAAGAAAGUGGAAACUGAAACAUGACAACGGCCAGAUGCGGGUGCUGUACCGACGAGGGCCGGAGGGAACACCCUUUCACACCAUUUGUCUAGAAGGGCUCAUUGAUGGCCCUAUGACGACAGCGCUCUGCGUUUUGUGGGAGGUCAACAGCGCAAAGGACCUGUAUCCCCAGUACACGGAGUCAAAGUGGCUUGAGCAGCCAACACCGGGGCAAGGCGUGCUGGUCGUCAGGUUAAGAACUCCGUGGCCCUUUGAACCCCGAGAGACCCUUCUUGAGGUGUACACCGUGCCGUGCUUUGAGAAGGGCCUCGUGAUCGUAGUGCUGAGAACGCCCCCGCCGGGUCCCUCCCCCCUCUCGCGAGAGGGCCCUCCCAUUCCCCCCGUAGAGAAAGGCGUGACGAGAAUGGACGUACGGGGGGGCUACAUCUUCCAGCAAAUCUCCCCCUCGAAAUGCUACUUUCGGACGAUCUUCGACAUGGAUAUGAAACUGGCAAUGGUGCCGGCCUGGAUCAUCAACCUGCUGGCCCGCCAGUUUGGGAGCCACGCCAUCAAAGUCUUUGACAAGGUGGUCAAAGAUGUGGACGGGCGAAAGAACGCGCAAUACGUCGAGACUUUCACUCGCCUCCUCUCGACCGACCGCUUCCUCCAAAACGUAAGGGACGGCCUUUCCGAGUACAAGCCGCCUGAAUCGACGUAGUAAGAUCAGCGGCCUGGGGGCUUAACUUAUAAGAUUAGGAUGACGUCAGCAGCGGGUCGUACGGAUGUGGGCAAGGUAUACCCGCAGCGCAGAAGAAGAGGAGUGGGGGCGAGAAGAUUACCUGGAGGAGCUACUCCCCUUUGGAUUCCGUCAAACUGGUAGACACAUACAAUCAUCUACGUCAAAGCGUUCCCAAGAAUGUCUGUAGAGUCGUCCUGAUAAAUCAGAUUACAAUCUUUUGUUGGACACUUCGAUCAGCAAAAGCUGAUUUAGCACGUACAUUAGUGAAGAGUCGUAUAAGGUCCCGUCAGUAAAACGUGGUUCAGUAGAUAUACAAUAAGUCUAAGCAAGUAAACUUACCGUUGAUAAUUUGCAUGAAUCUGAUAAUUGCUUAGAGUGGACUAGCUUUUGAAUUCAUAGCUUUUACGGAUUCGCGUCGGAUGGGCCGCGCGCUAGCCGCCUGGGCUUUUAGGAUACUAACCAAACAGUUCAGCUUGUGACGCGCAAGUAACCGUCCGGACGGUCGCAUGCAAGCGCGGCCAGGACUCUGAGACAUACUAAAUUUCGAUUUCAAGCAUGACUCGAUCAAGC
Messenger RNA from Klebsormidium nitens, 1785 nucleotides. The record is from the annotation of a GenBank genome assembly. NCBI's taxonomy places the organism in Eukaryota, Viridiplantae, Streptophyta, Klebsormidiophyceae, Klebsormidiales, Klebsormidiaceae.